Messenger RNA from Cuscuta campestris, 1598 nucleotides. The record is from the annotation of a GenBank genome assembly. NCBI's taxonomy places the organism in Eukaryota, Viridiplantae, Streptophyta, Magnoliopsida, Solanales, Convolvulaceae.
CGUCAGCAGGUCCAGUCAUCAGUGGGUCCCCACAUCAGCAGGUCCAGUAAUCGUGUGGGUCCCGUUGGUGAUUUUUGGAGAGAAGUUGGUUCUGACUAAUUUUGACGUCCUGAUUCCAUUUUUGAGGCCAGUUUCCUCAAAUUUGGAUUGUUUGGUAUUGGUUGAUUGCUGCUUGAGUGGAACUAUGACUACCUUGAAGUUUGAAGUUCCGUUAUUUGAUGGAAGGGCGGACUUCAUGUUGUGGCAAUGCACGAUUCAAGACUAUUUGGUCCAGCAAGGUCUUGAAUUAGCAUUGCAAGAUGAGAAGCCAAGUGAUAUGAAAGAAUCAGAGUGGAGUACAAUCCAAAAGAAGGCUGUCAGCACAAUUCGGUUGGCACUGUCCCCACAGAUUAAAGUGACAGUGCUGAAAGAGACAUCACCAAAGAAGUUGUGGGAAAUGUUGGAGAGCAAGUUUGCAUCAAAGACACUUACUAACCGGUUGAUGAUGAGGAUGGACUUGUACUCACUGAAGAUGGAAGAGGGAGGUAGCGUAAUUGAUCACAUCAACAAGUUUAAUGAGCAAGUAUCAAGGCUAUUAAAUGCAGGGGAGACUAUCAAGGAUGAAGAGCAAGGGCUGCUUCUACUGGCUUCACUACCAAAAUCCUUUAAGCCGUUUGUGCAGUCAAUGAUAGCAGGAAGGACUACACUGCGACUAGAUGAUGUGACGACUGCCUUGAAGGAGAGUCAAAGGAUGAUGGGAGGUGAAGAGUCUUCCGGGGACAGUCAUUUACUAGCUGCUGUGAGUGUUGAGAAAGGGAGGAAGAAGAAGAGUGACCAACUUGGGAGAAGAUCUCAGCUGAGAGACAUGAGCACUGUUAGUAUCCCCGAUCAAUUCGUGGGCGACGCUUUGAUGGAUCAAGAAUUCGACCAUUAUGUGUCAGGUAGAGGCGAUGCCAAUCUCGAAACUCUUGAAUGUUUAUUCGAGGACAUUGAUGAAGUAGGAAUGGACGUGGAGCCUAUAGCGCACAGCAAUAAUCCUACGGACGUCGACGAGGAGGCAGGUGAGCCUGAGACCUCUCAAGGUCCGGACAAAGGGAUAUACGGUAAUGUAUCGGAAGAAACAGCACCUCCUCCGCCCCCCAAAUCAAAAAAAGGUUUUAAAGGAAUAGUCGGUGGGCUUCUUGCAAAGAAAGGGAAGCGUGCUAAGCCUUCGACGAGUUCAGGUGGUACAACUGUAAGCUCGCACAACGAACUUGCUAUGUACCAAGGGGUGCCAUGCGAUUACGACGACGACGUGGAGUUUGACGUCCUCGGAUGCUGGAAGCGGAACGAACACAUGUUCCCAUGUCUCGGAAUGCUAGCAAGACAAAUUUUAUCCGUCCCGGUAUCAACCGUAGCAGUGGAACAAGAAUUUAGUGCUGGCGGCAACAUUCUAACCAACUCCCGAAGUUGUCUUAGCGCUGAAUCUCUUGAAACACUUGUUUGCAACCGAGAUUGGCUCUUGGCAAGACGUCGUGGUCAAGAGUCAGGAUACGAUUUCAAUUCCGAUCAUUACAUGAAUGCAACCACGGAUGGAAGCCUGAGUUCUGAGGAAUAAGUUAUAAACUUUUUUUAUGUUA